Messenger RNA from Folsomia candida, 1125 nucleotides. RefSeq names its product lysophospholipase-like protein 1. Gene Ontology annotation, cellular component: cytoplasm. Gene Ontology annotation, biological process: protein depalmitoylation. Bases 69 to 962 code for a protein of 297 amino acids. Gene Ontology annotation, molecular function: carboxylic ester hydrolase activity; palmitoyl-(protein) hydrolase activity. NCBI's taxonomy places the organism in Eukaryota, Metazoa, Arthropoda, Collembola, Entomobryomorpha, Isotomidae. The record is from RefSeq and is a predicted model, not a curated record. The transcript has 5 exons.
UAUUAACACAAGGAAUCUGUAGAAAUAGUACAAUUGGAGGCAUUGCAUUAGGUGGGCGGACAGACAGCAUGGGUCGGAGCGAGUUGGGUCGAACGGCGUGGACCUACGCCACCAAUGGGGCGUCAAAAGGCACAAUUUUCUUUCUUCACGGCACAUGUGACUCGGGACAAGGUUUGAAAAAUUGGGUAGCUCGCGUACUCAGGGGAAGUUUCCAGUUCAAAGAUUAUCGCAUCCUCUAUCCUUCCGCCCCCAUCAGACCCUAUCACCUCAUGAAUGGUCAGAACGCUGCCGUGUGGUACGACAGACUCAGCCACGGUCCCAACCUUCCUGAGGACAUUUGCUCCAUCAACCAGGUGGGUGACCAGCUGUCCAAAAUGAUCCGGCUUGAACAGGAGCGAGAAGGGACGAAGGUCAUCGUGGGGGGUUUCGCGAUGGGCGGCUCCAUGGCACUUCACCUCGCUUAUCGUCUCAACCCCAAUGUGGCCGGAGUCUUCGCCCUCUCUGCCUUCCUCCCCCCGGACUCUGCCGUCUUCUCCGACCUGGCUGCCUUUGUCAAGGAGAACCCUCCUUCUCCGGCUGGGGAAGAAAAACCGCUGAGGUUAGGUGGAGAAGACUUAAGAAGUACGAGUAAGACGGGGAAGGUCGAAUCGUCAAGUUUGGCUGCUACCAAAAAACUGCCGAAACUAUUCAUGAGUCUGGGGACAAAAGAUCCUCUCGUGCGCUAUCGUUGGGGACAAUCUACUUUCGACCAACUGCGGACGUACGGAAUCAACGGACACUUGUUCACCUUUCAACGCCAGUCCCACGAGAUCACGCGACCGCAGCUCAGUAUACUGCACAACUGGAUCGAAGAAACGAUGAGAGAUUCUCCCAAGCCCAAAAUUACCCAGACGAAACAGUUUCAUAUAAAUGACGAGGGCACGAUGCCAGUUCCAUUUAAGAGAUGGCCAAAGUCCUCCUGAUACCAAGAACAACGACAACAACGUAAUUGUAUAAAUGCUCCUCAAAUACAAAUUGACAGUAAAAAACAAUCAAAGUAGAUAUUUUCUUACUACUACGAGUACAUGUACUAUUUAACGAUAUGAUGUAUCAUACGGAGAUGCGAUCGCACAAAAUAAAUACAAA